UUGGCUGGCAAACCAGAGGCCACCCCGUUCGGAUAGAUAGCCGCCCGCCUCCCCUCUCCCCACCACACGGCCACAACCCGACUCACCACCGCGCCUCUUCCUCCUCCCGCUCACCCACCCAUGGCGACGGCUAUGAUGGCUGCAGCCACCACCUCCUGCUCCCCGCCCCGAGCGCUCCUCAAGCCCGCGGCCUCCUCCAGCCCCGCGCCGCCGCCCAGGCCGCAGCCACGGUCCUUCCUCAAGCAGCUCCCGGGGCUCGCCGCGGCGGCGGCGGCGGCGGCCGUCGCCUACGUGCCUCUCCCGGCGCUGGCCGUGGAGAUGGAGAAGGCUGCGCUGUUCGACUUCAACCUGACGCUCCCGGCGAUCACGAUCGAGUUCCUGCUGCUGAUGGUGGCGCUGGACAAGCUCUACUUCUCGCCGCUGGGCAAGUUCAUGGACGAGCGGGACGCCAAGAUCCGCGCGGAGCUCGGCGGCGUCAAGGACGCCUCCGAGGAGGUGCGGCAGCUAGAGGAGCAGGCCCAGGCCAUUCUCAAGGCGGCUCGCGCGGAGAUCGCGGCGGCGCUCAACAAGAUGAAGAAGGAGACGACCACGGAGCUGGAGGCGAAGCUCGACGAGGGCCGCCGCCGCGUGGAGGCAGAGCUCGUGGAGGCGCUCGCGAGCCUCGAGGGGCAGAAGGAGGAGGCCAUCAAGGCGCUGGACGCGCAGAUCGUGUCGCUCAGCGACGAGAUCGUCAAGAAGGUGCUCCCAUCCGCGUGAAAACAUUAGUAGAUCACGCAGCGCGCAGCAGCCGGCGCAAUCCCCCGUUUCAUAGUAAAGAUUUCUAGUUCUUGAUGUGUAAUGUAUACGCCCACUGGGCUGCCUCCCCUAAGAAUGUAACUGAAUCAAACAUUCUGUGAUCGGGUAUAAAUGAAUGAUCCUUUUGUACA
This is a messenger RNA of Triticum urartu, 926 nucleotides long. The record is from RefSeq and is a predicted model, not a curated record. Lineage: Eukaryota; Viridiplantae; Streptophyta; Magnoliopsida; Poales; Poaceae.